This is a messenger RNA of Penicillium bovifimosum, 843 nucleotides long. RefSeq lists its product as uncharacterized. The coding region runs from base 1 to 843 and encodes 280 amino acids. The record is from RefSeq and is a predicted model, not a curated record. Lineage: Eukaryota; Fungi; Ascomycota; Eurotiomycetes; Eurotiales; Aspergillaceae. The transcript has 4 exons.
AUGCACAGUGCCCGCAUCUUUAAGCCAAUUCUCGGCAAGCUUACGACGCCAGAUCUGGUCGUCGCGUGGCGUGUAUGGGCUGCUAGGCCAAGUGCUUAUAUCCCCAUCACUAUAAGCAGUGAUGGGGAUCACGUCCACAUUCCCGGAAGAAGACAUCCUCGUCUUCCCGACUCGCAAGCCCAGUUGAGCACUGGUGUGUUGGAUAAUGAUAUUAGCACAGCAAACUGUAGAGUUCUGGAGUGGAAAGUUCGAAGGUCGGUGCUGCUUUGCUCGGUUUUCAAUGGAGAGGGAAAGACAAAACACAAAGGGCAACACAGCAGCCGGACAGAGCAUAAGCCGCAGGAACCCAGCCCAAUUCUCGGCAACCUUCUGACGCCAGCCUUGGUCGGCGCGUUCAGUAUAGCGGCUGCCUGGCCAAGUACUCACAUCCCCAUCACUGCUGCUACUGAUGGGCAUGCCCUAUUCAACGCGACGACCAAGGCUGGCUGUCCGGCUGCUGUGUUGCCCUUUGUGUUUUGUCUUUCCCUCUCCAUUGAAAACCGAGCAAAGCAGCACCGACCUUCGGACUUUUCACUCCAGAACUCUACAGUUUGCUGUGAUAACAUCAGUAUCCAACACACCAGUGCUCAACUGGGCUUGCGAGUCGGGAAGACAAGGAUGCCUUCUUCCAGGAAUGACCUGGACGUGAUCCGCAUCACUGCUUAUAGUGAUGGGGAUAUAAGCACUUGGCCUAGCAGCCGAUACACGCCACGCGACGACCACAUCUGGCGUCGUAAGCUUGCUGAGAAUUGGCUUAAAGAUGCGGGCACCUAUCAAGCAGGUGAGUUGUCUGAGAUGCUCUGA